This is a messenger RNA of Aspergillus ibericus CBS 121593, 1629 nucleotides long. Its product is annotated as putative MFS transporter. Gene Ontology annotation, biological process: transmembrane transport. The record is from RefSeq and is a predicted model, not a curated record. The coding region runs from base 1 to 1614 and encodes 537 amino acids. The transcript has 3 exons. NCBI's taxonomy places the organism in Eukaryota, Fungi, Ascomycota, Eurotiomycetes, Eurotiales, Aspergillaceae. Gene Ontology annotation, molecular function: transmembrane transporter activity.
AUGAUGUCGAAGCCGACAACGUCUCAUGAAGAGGAAACCCUCAGGGAUGCCCUCGGAAGCGUACGCCUGCGGCACCAUGAGACCAACGAGGUUUUGCUGAUUCCCACCCCGUCGAGGAACCCGAAUGACCCCCUGAAUUGGCCCUCCGCUUUCCGCUACUACAUCGCCAUCGUCGUCUGCCUGGCGGUCUUCUUCUGCAACUUUCUAGCAGCCGGGCCAACCGUGGCCAUCCAGCAGACAACAAUUGACUUUCUCGGGCCUGCAGGCUCGGAGUAUAGCUCCCAUCUUGCCAGGAUAUCAUACUUUUUUAGCACGACGUCCUUGUGUCAGGGCAUUGGCAUGUUGUUUUGGAUGCCCUUGAUUGUCAAGUAUGGGCGGCGGCCGAUCUAUGUCAUCUCCUUCAUCCUUUAUGUCGGCACAGGACUCUGGUGUGGAUUUGCGAAGACGUAUGCGGUGGAGUUAGCUGGAAGGAUUGUCAUGGGCUUUGCUGCCGGCGCUGGCGAGUGCCUUGGGCCUCUGACUAUCGCAGACAUAUUUUUCCUGCAUGAACGGGGCGCCGUGAUGGCACUUUACACUGCAGCUCUCUCCAUGGGCGUGUCAGGCGGCAUCAUCAUCGAUGGACUCAUCACGAUCAACCUUCACUGGCGUUACAUCUACUACGUCGCGUCCGCGCUAAUUGGGGGCCUGACUCUGCUUGUCAUCUUCACUUUUCCCGAAACGACCUUUGACCGUCAGCGUGCGCUCCAGGAAGAGAUCCCGAUGGAUGACUUGAACCCCGCGACCAUCGAAACAGACAAUAAUGAACCGUCGAACCAACCACCAUCAGCGACCCAACGAAAAGAGUCUUAUCUCCGGUCGCUCCGUCUCUUCAGGGGCAUCCACACCUCCGAAUCCCUCUUCCGCAUCUUCAUCCGACCUAUAGUGUUAAUUGUCCUUCCUCCGGUCCUCUGGACCUCCCUAGUCUUCGCUGUGACAGUUGGCUUUCUCGUUGCCAUCUCCUCGAACUUUGCCACGGCAUAUUCCGAAGCCUAUGGCUUCACAUCCUGGCAGUCAGGCUUAUGCUUUAGUUCUGGGCUGUUAGGUUCCUUUAUUGGCAUUGUCUUCGGCGGCCACCUCUCGGACUGGACAGCGGAUUGGUUCACGCAACGGAAUGGUGGCAUCCGACAUCCGGAGAUGCGGCUGCCAUCUGUCAUCAUCGGUGGCGUCUGUGCGCCUGUCUCAUUGAUCUUGUACGGCGUGGGAGUAAAUAACCAGCUGCAUUGGAUGGUCCCGACGGUGGCGUUGGGGCUUCUCAAUUUUGCGAUCGUACAGGCAACAAAUGUUACGAUGGUGUAUGUGAUAGAUAGCUAUCGACCAGCGGUGGGUGAAGCGACCGUUUCUAUCUUGGCAUUCAAAGCUGCAUUCGGCUUCCUUCUCUCGUUCUACACCAAUCCCUGGAUCAACACGGAGGGGUAUACCGUCGCCUUCGGGGAGAUGGCGUGCAUCGCCGGGGUGAUUGUCGCCCUGGCCGUUCUGUUCUUCUUCUGGGGAAAGGCAAUUCGAUAUCGCACGUGGAAGUGGCGUGUCAUGGAGAAGUAUGGACACUGGGAAGCAGACCGAGAGGUGGGCGAGUAGAGAAGGUAGAGAACG